Protomyces lactucae-debilis is the source of this 888-nucleotide messenger RNA. RefSeq lists its product as uncharacterized. NCBI's taxonomy places the organism in Eukaryota, Fungi, Ascomycota, Taphrinomycetes, Taphrinales, Protomycetaceae. The record is from RefSeq and is a predicted model, not a curated record. Bases 61 to 627 code for a protein of 188 amino acids. The transcript is spliced from 10 exons.
CUGCACCGUCUUGCUGCUCGUAGACAACACCUCACAGUCCUUGAGCUUACACAUCAAGACAUGUCGUCCUCUACUCACGUGAGCAAGAAGUCUCCCACAGACAGUCUCGACGAAUCCAAGCGCACGUCGCAUGGCUUCUCUAGGACCGAUAGUCCCUCUACAAAGACACUACGACUCGCAACGGCACUCUGGCCACAAACGCCAUUGCGCGACGCCACAUGGAACAACAUCACGGCACAUGCACGUUACUUGAUGGAAACACACCAGAUUCUGGUUGAUGCGCAAGGCAGGACGAAGGUCCAGACGGUCAUUCACAAGUUGGAAAAGGCUUUCCCUAUCCUGGAACGAGCUCAUGGACAUUGGAUUGCCUUGAUUAUCUCGCGCAAAGCGAAAGUCUACAGAGAGAAGACUACUGCUGCUGCUCCCCAAGACGAUGACCUCAACGACGCGCACGACGUUGUCCAUGGGGCGUCGUCUGCUCGCGUCGAUGACGAGAACAUUCGCUGCGAGAUACCCGCUUCCGUCCCCUUUGAAGACGAUGAUAUUGACGAGACUGCAUCGAGAGUUUUGCAGCCAACUUCUUCUCAGCACAAUGUGAGCCUAUUAUGCGGAGGAAACAUUGGCUAAUAGCAUCAAGCAGACAAGAAUGCGCAUGUUUCCAAGAAGUCAAGCAAAGAUCGAUCCACCUCCUCGUCUCGCAAGGUAUGCACUUCUGCUACUCCUACCAUGACUUACUAACGAUGUAUUUCUAGUCUUAAAAAAACAUCAAAGCUAUCACGCAGAGCACAGGACGCUGAGCAGGGCAGCGCUACUAUGACCAAGGCCAAGACAGCAGCAUCACAAGCACAAAAGGCGCGCAAGUCUGCCAAGAAGGCCAAGAAAACGGCA